AAAAUAGGACAUAAUAAUAAAUAGAUCUGGAUGAUUCUAAAUUCUAACCAUUAAAAUGCAAUAUGCUUUGAAACUUCAUUUGAUUAAUGGGUACUAAAUAAUUGGAAAACGAUAAUAGAAUCAGUCAAUUCAUGGGGUGUUUGUGGCUUUUUAGAUUGUAAAUUAGGGUACCGCGAUUUUAAUCAGAACAAGAAGCUGAUUAGACCAGGUGUAUCUAUCUCUCCAAUAUAUUUCGCUUGGGGGUCUAAAAACGCGUUCGCCAAUAAAUCUGAUUGCGAGCUAUCACAAGAUAGAUAAUAGUCAAAAGGCUAUAAAAGCUGGGAUUCCGAACCACUCGGACCAUAGUAGAGCUAUGAAAGGAGGAACGUUAAAAGUAACUAUAUUACUGGUCGGUUUGGGCCUAGUAUUGGCCGGUACUCGUCCGAUUUCUGAUUGCGGAGAGCGUAUAGAAGAUGAUGGCUAUCCGAUGGAGCGCCACGUGGUGACCACCAGUGACAGCUACAUCCUGACCAUACACCGCAUCCCGUAUUCCCCCAAAACAGGAGACACUCCGAAUCGUCCGGUGGCCUUCCUCAUGCACGGAAUGCUGAGCUCCUCCUCCGAUUGGGUUCUCAUGGGUCCGGAGAGGUCUCUCGCCUAUAUGCUGGCGGAUGCCGGUUACGAUGUGUGGAUGGGCAAUGCCCGUGGCAAUACCUAUUCCAAGGCGCACAAGUACUGGCCCACUUACUGGCAGCUCUUCUGGAAUUUCAGUUGGAACGAGAUUGGCAUUUAUGACGUGCCGGCGAUGAUUGACUACGUGCUGGCGAAGACUGGUCAGCAGCAAGUGCAGUAUGUGGGCCACUCACAGGGCACCACUGUCUAUCUGGUGAUGGUGUCUGAGAGACCCGAGUACAAUGACAAGAUCAAGUCCGCCCAUCUUCUGGGUCCCGCAGCAUAUAUGGGCAGCAUGAAGAGCCCGAUGACGCGGGCCUUUGCGCCCAUUCUCGGCCAGCCCAAUGCCAUCGUAGAGCUCUGCGGAUCCAUGGAGUUUAUGCCCAGCAGCAAGUUCAAGCAGGAUAUGGGCAUUGAGAUGUGCCAGGCCACUUCUCCCUAUGCCGAUAUGUGCGCCAACGAGAUCUUCCUGAUUGGAGGCUACGAUUCCGAACAGCUGGACUAUGCCCUUCUUGAACACAUCAAGGCCACCUCUCCAGCUGGUGCCUCCGUAAACCAAAACCUGCAUUUCUGUCAGGAGUACAACUCUGGAAAGUUCCGUAAAUUCGACUACACUGCUCUUCGCAAUCCCUAUGAAUAUGGAAGCUACUUCCCUCCGGAAUACAAGCUAAAGAACGCCAGGGCCCCAGUUCUAUUAUAUUACGGAGCCAAUGACUGGAUGUGUGACGUAAGCGAUGUCCGCAAGUUAAGAGACGAACUACCCAACAUGGCACUGGAUUAUUUGGUGCCCUUCGAGAAAUGGGCUCAUCUGGAUUUCAUUUGGGGCACUCAGGCCAGGAAAUAUGUGUACGACGAGGUCUUAAAGCAGAUGCGAUCCCACGAGUAGGUUUAUUUUUCUGCAAUAAAGUGAACAUAUACAGCA
Molecule: messenger RNA, 1573 nt
Organism: Drosophila suzukii
Lineage: Eukaryota; Metazoa; Arthropoda; Insecta; Diptera; Drosophilidae
Gene: Lip3
Product: Lipase 3
Molecular function (GO): hydrolase activity, acting on ester bonds
Source: RefSeq, a predicted model, not a curated record